Arvicanthis niloticus (Nile rat) is the source of this 1370-nucleotide messenger RNA. The record is from RefSeq and is a predicted model, not a curated record. Lineage: Eukaryota; Metazoa; Chordata; Mammalia; Rodentia; Muridae.
GAGGAUUCCAUGGCAGUUUGUUGCUCUGACAAGUCUGCCCUUUAUAUAAGAAUGGUAAAAAAGAGGAAGUUAUCUUUUCUGUUCUUCGGAUAACUUCAGCUUCUGCCUCUACUGAUGUCUCUGCCAACGUCUCUGCCGUCAGUGAGCAUCCAGAGUUCAUCCUGCAUCUUCUGACUGAUCAAAUCAAAGACAUGUAAAACAUUAGUGGUAGUCUCUAGUAGGAAUUUUUAUUCACAGUGAUGCACAUCCCAAACAGAAGUAUCCAGGCUGCCAACAUAUUCUUCUCCUCUGGGGCCAUACUUCUGCUGGUAGCAGGACUCAUCAUGGAAAACUGGGUGGAGUUGGUUCCCAGACUGAGAAAGGAUAAAACUACCCACAGUCCGUGGCUGGGAUGCUGUCCUUCUUUUUGGCCUGAAGAAAGCCUGGAGUCGAUCCGACAGAUGAUGAUGAUAACGCUCAACAUUGCCAUCUACCUAAACCUGAUCAUAGGUCUGCAGUUCACCUACAUGAUUUCUCAAAAUAAGUGUGCGCAUCUCUUUGUUGGCUUCCUGAGUUUCUUCGCAGGUUGCCUUUUGUUCUAUGCAAUUAUUGUGUAUCAUCACAAGCUAAAUAAAGGACAGUAUGUGUACUACGUUAAUUACAAGAUGAAAUGGAUAGCUUUCACUGUCUACCUAACGAUCGCCCUCUUUCUGACCUGUGGUAUCUUCUGUUUCAUACAGACCACGAAUAGAUGUGCAUGCAUGAAAUUCUGUGUGCCCCAUACAGAAAGUAAAGACCAAGAGAUGACCGAGAGUACAAUCCAAGUUAUCUCACUACCACCACGAUCCGAAAUGCCCCGGAGCAUUGUCCAUGUGCACACUGUGUCCUCAAAGGAUGGUUCCGUGCCCAGAUCACAAAUUCAAGCACGGCGUGUAACCUGGGCACUAUGACUUGACCAUCUGUACCUUUCAGUACUACCUGACAUUGUUCUGGAAUUAUCUGUGUGUUUUUAAUUAUUCAUUUGUGUAUGGCAAUGAAAGAUUCAGAAAAAAAAAGUCUGUUUUUAAAUCCUGGCCUGAUAAACAAUUUCCUCUAAUUUGUUAUUAAUAUAAAAACCUGAAAUAAAUAGUAUUUGCUGCACUGUUAACUCUAUAACAGUAUGGAACGCUUUCUUUUCUAAUUUUACUGUGUAAUGUUUUGAACAUAUUGAUGGGAAGACAAAGCAAUAUGAUAAACACCCAUGGACACGUCACUCUAUGAAUUUUCAAAUUUAUGUCAUUUAUUAUUUCCACAUUUCUAUUGGAAGAGUUUUUUUUUUUACUUAAAAAUUAUGUUCCUCUAGACAUUUUCCUAAUUUCGCCUUUAUUUCCCAUAAUAAAACAGUUUUCAGG